AUGAAAGUUAAUCCGGGCGACGCCUACUAUCCUUGGUUGUCGAAGGCGCACUUCUUGACUGCGUUAUUGUUUAGCUCUGCACGACUACCAUUUUCGGAUGUGCAGAAGAAAGCCGUACUCAGCUGGGCCAAGGAGCUGGGUGCCCAUGAUGUCCCGUCUCUCAAGGCUGUCAAGGAGUCAAACGAGCACAUCUGUGAACUUGUCGGCAAUCCAAUGCGGAAAGUAACUUCAGCGUCCGGCAACGUUUUUUACAUCAACGAUAUUUGGCAUGCAAUUGCAAAGGACUACGCGAAUCCACUCACCCGCUUUUCCAUGCAAGAUUAUCCAGAGGAUGGAGGAGAUGGAAUGUCGCAGGUUUUCAAUGGACAGAAGAUGCUGCUAGAACUGCCGUCACCUCCGGCGGCUCGUGUGGAUGGCAAAAUAUAUUUCGUCAACGAACUUCUGCAGGAAUGCUCAGGAGGCUUUUUUGUCCCAGAACGCUUCUUCACUGCCUCGUAUGCACCAGUGAAUGGCAGGGACUCACAGGAUUCGUGCCAGGAGAACAAAACAUAUGCUAUGGGCGUGCGGUACAAUACACAGACGUAUGCCGGUUUCAUCGUCAGUGAUGAACAAGAGAUCGUUCCGGUUUCAAACUUCAGACAUUCCUUUGAGGAUCUCGUGGACAAGCUUGCAUGCGGGGUUACCAUGUCAUCUGAAAAAUACCUGAAGCUCACACCACAUCCUCUACGCGAAAAGUCAAAGGGCCGGAUGGUCUAUUCAGUCCCUCUCAUUAUAUUCAUGGAUGACGUUUCCGGAAAUGUUUCAAAGCAGUGGAAUAAACAUCACGCGAUUUACAUGUCGAAUGCUAACCUACCACGUGAGAUGCUGGAGAAAGAGUUUUGUGUUCGAUUCGUAACAUCAUCACCACACGCUGCGCCGAUGGAAUUGAUGCAUGCGAUGAAGGAGUCUAUCAGUGCAGCCGCAGACUCAGGAAUCUUUGCGUGGGACUGCAAAUUUGACGAGGAGGUCAUGCUCGUUCCUGAAGGUUUAUUUCUUGCGGGGGACAAUCCAAUGCAGGCCGAGGAAUGCAGCCACGCAGGGCUGAAUUGUAAUUACUUUUGCAGGACUUGUCAUGUUGGCGGGACAAAGGAAUACAAAGAGUCUGAGGCUGGAUAUGUUAGUCUUUUUACGGAAGGAACACCCCGAACACCCGAAGAAACGACAUCACAGGUCCUCAAGCAGUUCGAGACCGCAUUAUGUUCAGGAGCCACAGGGAAGGUUGUGGCCGCCGUAUCAACCACUGGAAUCCGGGACUCUACUUCAUCUUCCAUCAUCAAUACGCUUGUUGAAAUGGGCAAGAAGCUACGAAAACGAGAUGUAGGACAGCCAGCAUUACCGGAAUCUGAAGUUCGUGCAAAGCUGGAGGAAGAGCUUUUGGAUAUAUUGCAAGGUAGGACACACCGGGACACAAUCAAUCCCCUUCUAGGGAUGAAUAAUAUAAAUGUUCACAUGGAUACUCCUACUGAGAUCCUUCACACGGUUCUACUCGGCGUUGUGAAAUACUUUUGGGGACAGACUGCAUUUGUGCUCGAGAAAGCUAAACUACUCACUCGUUUUCAGACACGUCUCGACUCACUGGAUAGAGAUGGCCUGAAUGCGCCGUCCCUGAAUGCCGACUACAUUUGCCACUAUAAAGGAGGCUUAAUCGGAAAGCACUUCAAGAGUCUCGCGCAAGUUAUGCCGUUUGUCGUCUACGAUCUCGUUCCGAAAAGUGUUCUUGAUGGAUGGACCUUAAUUGGAGAGUUAGUCGUUCUCAUUUGGCAUACGAAAAUCGACAACACCGAACACUACUUGGCAAAGCUAGCUCGAACGAUAAGCGAUUUUCUCAAUGUGACUGCGCAGUGCGCACCCAGUAUCUUGAUCAGCAAACCGAAAUUCCAUUUUUUAGUUCACCUCCCAGCUUACAUUCGACGUUUUGGACCUGCUAUUAUUUUUUCGACUGAGCGUUAUGAGUCGUUUAAUCAUGUAUUCCGUCUUACAUGCAUUUACAACAAUCGACGAGCUCCAAGUCGCAACACGUGCAUGACAUUUGUUCGCAACGACACUGCCAAGCACAUCGCUACUGGCGGUUAUUGGUAUGACACCCAUACAGAACGAUGGGUUCAUGGUGGCCCACAGGUUCUCACCUACCUUGAACACCAUCCUGAACAAGCUCGUCUGCUUGGAAUUCCUGACCAAAAACUAGCUGAUCCAGGUAUGGCAAAUCCUGCAAUUCAUUCACAGACUGACAGUGCUAUGAUAGGCACAGGGAGAAUUAUAGUGACUGACCAGUCUAAGCACGAAGCCGUUCUGUGGCAAGCGACGCGCUGCGCAGACAUAUUCAAGAAGAACGGUCUCAAAAGUCCUCCUUCUUCCGAGUACUACCAGGGAACUUCGGUAGUGACUAGUGAGCAUGAAACUUCGCAAUUGGGUGGGCAUGUCAUAUUUCGAGACGCGCUUGAGAAGACUCGUAUUGGACGCAUCCGUGAGAUAUUAAUUGCAACAGCGCCUGGGCACUCUGUCGCAUUUGUUGCUCUUCAGACAUUUUCCUUCAUGCCUGCACGCCACCCUUUGCUCCAUCUGCCAUGUCUCCUCCUCACUGACGAGGAACUCAUUGUGUCAGGAACGGAUAUCAUAUGUAUCGCCAAUGUUCAGCACAAUUGUCUCGAUGCAAAAUGCACAGAGUUAACUACCAAGCAUCUGUGGCAAGAGUGGACCCAAACUGACCGAACAGCAAGUGUCGUGAAACACCAAAUAUCGCCACAGUAUCUCCUUAACAUGUUCUCCAUCCAUAACUACCAGCAUCUCUGUUCUCUUCUCCCGGAAUCCCUCUCCGAGACACCAUUGCGCGUUUCAGAUCCUGGAGCUGUCCGAAGAGCUGCUGUGAGACAAAUGCAGGGAAAG
Suillus fuscotomentosus is the source of this 2922-nucleotide messenger RNA. RefSeq lists its product as uncharacterized. NCBI's taxonomy places the organism in Eukaryota, Fungi, Basidiomycota, Agaricomycetes, Boletales, Suillaceae. The transcript is spliced from 10 exons. The record is from RefSeq and is a predicted model, not a curated record. The annotation marks the transcript as partial.